Rhagoletis zephyria (snowberry fruit fly) is the source of this 399-nucleotide messenger RNA. Its product is annotated as neprilysin-like. Gene Ontology annotation, cellular component: plasma membrane. Lineage: Eukaryota; Metazoa; Arthropoda; Insecta; Diptera; Tephritidae. Gene Ontology annotation, molecular function: metalloendopeptidase activity. Gene Ontology annotation, biological process: protein processing. The record is from RefSeq and is a predicted model, not a curated record.
AUGUGUGAAGUUGUCCUGGAAAGUAUUCCAUUCCACAGUUCUUUUGAUAUUGAGGUAUUCAUUGUAAAUUCGGUACAAGCACAAACUUUAGGUGAAAACAUUGCUGAUAAUGGAGGUCUGAAAGCGGCUUACCACGCCUUUUUGAAAUCUGAAGCAACCAAGGAUGCCGAUAUAUUGAAGUUACCUGGAUUAAACCUGACGCACAAACAACUAUUUUUCGUAUCAUUCGCGCAAGUAUGGUGUUCCAGUACUACCAAUGAGACGAGUAUUUUGCAAAUGGAAAAGGAUGCUCAUGCGCCGUCGCCAUAUCGCGUCAUUGGAACACUUUCGAAUACUUUCGAAUUUGCUGAUGCCUUUAAUUGUAAAGAGAAUAGCAAAAUGAACCAAAAUAAAAAAUGU